This is a messenger RNA of Lactuca virosa, 621 nucleotides long. Lineage: Eukaryota; Viridiplantae; Streptophyta; Magnoliopsida; Asterales; Asteraceae. The record is from the annotation of a GenBank genome assembly.
AUGAUGAACAACUUAAUCACCCUACCCGAACUUAGAAAACCUCUUCAACAUCUUCAAUGUUUCAGUUCUUCAACAAACUACAGCUACCCAUCGCAAUCGAUUUUUCAAAAUAGUAAUAUCAAUGUUAAUGCUCCAUUAUCAUCAUCAAUAUCAUCGUCUCCAUCAUAUUUAUACAGUAUAAAUACUUCUAGCUACCAUGACCAAACCUUAUCUAUCCCAUCUAGCCCUAGAAUUAAUACUGCUAAUCGUCAACAUCCAGUUCUCCAAUCACAAGGUCAUGGAUUUCUCGGUUUGGUUUCCACGGAGACUUACCAGCAGGAGGUAAAAGAAAGUUCUACCCUUGUCUUCUUUGGAGGUGAUCAAGCUAGUUGCAGUUCUAAUUCCGAUGGGAGCUGCCAUUAUGAGUAUCGUAGUACUGUUGGUGUAUAUGAUCAACAUCAUAACAACUUGAGUGAUUCUUACAAGGAAUUUGGUGGGCAUUAUGAUAAGGAAAAAGGAGAAACCACUUGUUAUCUAAUGAUAAUAGAGAUGGUUGGCAUUCUCUAUAUUUGGUACAUAUUAAACUUUACUAUCAACAGUAAUCUGAAAAAAGAAGAAGAAAUAGAAUGUGAUGGAAUUUGA